AUGUAUCAGAAUGACACUUGUUCAACAUCUUACAGAGUAGCUCAUAAAUAUCAACCAAGUGACACCUUAGAUAGCAAUGUAAGUUUAUUUACAUCAUAACUAAUUUAGUAUAAUAUUUUAUAGGUGUAUAAAUGGCUAAUGACUACUAAAUUAUUUAUUUUAUAAAUUACCUAAAACUAUUUAUGACUAGUUGUAGUAGAUAUAUAUAUAAGUAAAAUAAUGAAAGAAUAAAUUAUUUUAAGUAUAGGUAACAGCUUUAGAUACUCAAAAGAAAUCGAUACCAAACAAUCCAAAUUUGAAACAGUGGAAUUAUGAAACAACAACAAAUAUUAAUCAUGAUUUUAAAUUAAAUACUAUGGAUACAAUGCAAAAGUCACCAAUAUCAGACCGCAAUGAUCGAAUUCGAUAUUUAAUGCCUCAUUGGGAAAAAGUAUUUUUCGUGAUCAUAAAAUAUUUUACUAUAACUAUAAUAAUGACAUUUUUCUAUAGUAUUGGUCAACUUUUCUAAGACCAAUAAACACAAUUACACAAAAUGAAUUCAACAGUAAUUUUACCAAAUCCAAAUUUACUUUAGAUGGUAAUGAAAUACCAAUCUCAUGUGUAAGUACCACAAAAAAAAAAUAAAAUAUCUAUGUAUAAAAUAUUUUUCUUAAAAAUAGAUCCGACCAAAACAAUGUUUAGAUGUUCGUAAAGAUAUCCCUUUAAUGUCAGUACCAACAAUUAGUGAAAAGGGUGUGAUUAGAAAAAGAGAUCCAUAUGUAUCUACUCAAAAAUUGGCUUACAUCAAAAUAAACCCGGUAAGUAAUAAUUUAUGAUACAAUUUAAAAAAUACUAUAUAUGAUACAUGUUCACAUUUAAAAUAUUAUGUUAGAUCACAAAUAAACAAUUAAAUUCUAAAUUUCAAAAACGAAAAAAAAUUUUACCAGAAUAUGAAUCAUUUUAUACCGAACCAAUAUUCAAUCGUUUAAAUACUAUUCGUUUAAUACCUAAUACAUUAAAACAUGUUCCACACAAGUAAUACAAAUAUAAUUUUUUUUUUUUUUUUUUUUUUGGUAAUAAAUCUUAAAUAAAUGUAUUUUAUUUUAUAGUGGUCUUAGAACAGUUAUGUCAGAGUCUUAUAAAACACCAAUUAAUAAAUUAUCAGAAUACGAAAACACUGUUGAAGUACCAAUAGCCAUUCCGAAUUAUCCAAGUUCAGCCCUAAUAUUUACAGUACCUGGAAUGUAUACAACUGAAUAUUCGAUAAUUGGUACACACAAAAGAUGUAAUAUUUAG
Messenger RNA from Cinara cedri, 1275 nucleotides. NCBI's taxonomy places the organism in Eukaryota, Metazoa, Arthropoda, Insecta, Hemiptera, Aphididae. The record is from the annotation of a GenBank genome assembly.